Molecule: messenger RNA, 1419 nt
Organism: Malassezia restricta
Lineage: Eukaryota; Fungi; Basidiomycota; Malasseziomycetes; Malasseziales; Malasseziaceae
Product: L-threonylcarbamoyladenylate synthase
Exons: 1
Coding region: 1-1419 (472 amino acids)
Biological process (GO): regulation of translational fidelity
Cellular component (GO): cytoplasm
Molecular function (GO): double-stranded RNA binding; nucleotidyltransferase activity; tRNA binding
Source: RefSeq, a predicted model, not a curated record
AUGUGGCGAGUGGGGUCAUCAUUUUUGCGUCGAGUAUCAUCCACCAUGUCGAAUUAUAACACAAAGUUACUGCCGUUGGAGCGCGAGCUCGAUACAAGUAAACCUGGCAAUUUCGGCCUUGUAUUUUCUAACGCCGACUCCAGCCCAUCGUCGUCCUUUCAAGAUCCUUGCGAAGUACUAGACGUGUCAUUUACCUCAGAUGUCUCUCAGCAGAGCAUGAAAAAAGCCGCUGAACAUAUUCGCGCGGGAGAACUUGUCGCUUUCCCUACUGAAACCGUCUAUGGCUUGGGUGCGUGUGCGCUGCGCACGGAUGCAGCGGAGCGCAUAUAUCGAGCUAAAAAUCGUCCAGCAGACAACCCUCUCAUUGUGCACAUAAGCGACCUUCGUAUGCUCUCUCGACUUGUGCCUAGAGAUUUUCAUUUAAACAAAGCCUGCGAUGCUCUUAUCAAAGCCUUUUGGCCUGGGCCCCUCACAUUAUUGUUUCCGGUUGGGCGCGACGAACAAGACGAACCUUACGUCCCAACAACUGUGACUUGCGAUCAACCAACAGUCGGUAUCCGGAUGCCAUCUCAUCCAGUCGCACGCGCACUCAUUGCCAUGGCUGGCGUCCCGAUCGCUGCACCAUCUGCAAAUGCAUCAGGUCGUCCUUCUCCCACAACUGCCGAGCAUGUGCUUGACGACUUAGGACAACGACAAGUUCUUUCCUACAUUCUUGACGGUGGCAAAUGUGAUAUUGGACUCGAAAGUACUGUAGUUGAUGCAACAACCGUGCCAAACGAGGUCCGCAUCCUACGCCCUGGCGGCGUAUCAGUGGAACAAGUGGCACAAGUGCUUGAUCACGCUGGCUUAUCUGACGUUGCAAUCCGUGUAUAUGGAAAAAAUUUGCAGGGAAGCCCUCAUGAAAAUUUAAAACCCGCCACGCCUGGUAUGAAAUACCGGCACUACUCACCUGAGGCGCGCGUCAUUCUUGUUCGACUAUGCGAUAAUGAUGCAUGUACAUCCAUGAAGGAUGUUUUGCAAGAAUUCCUUUCGUCAUUCUCAAGAGACCAUGUGCCGCAUGUGGGACUCAUGUGUGCCCUUGACUCACCAUUAGUUCAGCUCCUACAGGUGCCUGAUCUUGUACAAUGGACAAAGCAAGCCACCAAGGAUGAUUAUCUUUCACCUGUGUAUUGCACAGAACAGUUUCAAUUGUGUUUCUAUUCAUUAGGGUAUCAAGAUGCACCUGACAUUGCUGCAAGGCGCUUGUUUGAUGGUCUUCGCACAUUAGAUGCAUGCAUACCAUGGCGUGAUGAGGCCCGAACAUGUGACGUUAUUAUAUCUGAAUCACUUCCGGAGCAUGGAGUAGGACUAGCGAUCAUGAACCGAUUAAAAAAAGCCGCCAGUCGAACGAUAUGUGUACGGAAGAAUGGGUCAGCAUGA